UGGCGGUGUUGGCCUCCACCUCAGGGUCGGACCAGCUACGCCGGCUCGCCUAGCCCGUCACGGGCUCCUUCCCCGGUGGUGUGGUGUCCCUCUCUUUCUUCUCUUCCGCCCCUCUCACUGAACGCGAACCAGAGCCCGCCUGCGCGACACGAAGCCAGGCGCGAGCUCGCCCGCCGCGAGAUGGUGUUUCACUAUUUCGGGCAGUACUUCUGCCUGCACUUUGAGGCCUUCCAGCUUGGGAUGGCACCAGUGUACAUGGCCUUCCUUCGUUUCAUGGGGGAUGAGAAUGAGGCAAGGAACUACAGUUACAGCCUCGAGGUCGGUGCCAAUGGCAAGAAGAUGGUAUGGGAGGGCACCCCCAGGAGCGUCUGGGACAGCCACCGGAAGGUGCGGGACAGCUAUGACAGCCUCGAGAAACAUGGCAUUGUUCUUCUCAGGGGGCGACCGGAAGGAGCUGAAGCUGAUGAUCACCGGCCGGAUCUGGAAGAAGCAACAGACACCGGAUGGUGCCUGCGUACCAAUUCUCACAAUAUUCAAAAAAAGGAUUUAAUAUCAUUUGACUGGAUAUCGGCCGUCAUGUUGCCGUACCCUACUGUUUUCGUAUGGUCUGAGGCGAUUGAUACGUCUCCAACGUAUCUAUAAUUUCUUAUGUUAGAUGCUAGUUUUAUGAUAAUACCUACAUGUUUUAUUCACACUUUAUAAUGUUUUUAUACAUUUUCUGGGACUAACCUAUUAACAAGAUGCCACAGUGCCAGUUCCUGUUUUCUGCUGUUUUUUAUUUCAGAAAAGCUAGUUUACAAAUAUUCUCGAAAUUGGACGAAACAAAAGCCCACGGCCCUAUUUUCCACGGAGUGUUCUAGAAGACCGAAGAAGAGUCGAGGAAGGCCAGUAGGGGCCCACACCAUAGGGCGACGCGGCAGUGGGCCCCCCGCACCGACAUAUGGGGAGGGAGCCCCCUGGCUCCCCCGACGCUGCCCCUUCGCCUAUUUAUUCCUUCGUCCCCGAAAACCCUAGGACGGAGAUCCAAAAUACCAGAACAGUUCCAGAGACGCCGCCGCCAUCAACCCUAUCUCGGGGGGUUCAGAAGAUCUCCUCCGGCACCCUGCCGGAGAGGGGAAUCAUCACCGGAGGGCUCUACAUCACCAUGCCCGCCUCCGGACUGAUGCGUGAGUAGUUCAUCCUUGGACUACGGAUCCAUAGCAGUAGCUAGAUGGUUGUCUUCUCCUCUUGUGCUAACAUGUUUAGAUCUUGUGAGCUACCUAUCAUGAUCAAGAUCAUCUAUUUGUAAUGCUACAUGUUGUGUUUGUUGGGAUCCGAUGAAUAUGGAAUACUAUGUCAAGUUGAUUAUUGAUCUAUCAUAUAUGUGUUAUUUAUGAUCU
Lolium perenne is the source of this 1379-nucleotide messenger RNA. The record is from RefSeq and is a predicted model, not a curated record. NCBI's taxonomy places the organism in Eukaryota, Viridiplantae, Streptophyta, Magnoliopsida, Poales, Poaceae.